Molecule: messenger RNA, 873 nt
Organism: Coccomyxa subellipsoidea C-169
Lineage: Eukaryota; Viridiplantae; Chlorophyta; Trebouxiophyceae; Coccomyxaceae
Product: SpoU rRNA methylase family protein
Exons: 6
Coding region: 1-873 (290 amino acids)
Biological process (GO): rRNA methylation
Molecular function (GO): RNA methyltransferase activity; RNA binding
Source: RefSeq, a predicted model, not a curated record
AUGCAGCGUUGGCAGAGCAGGGAUGGGCCUUCAGCCAACGGCCAGGAAUCUAGCAGCGGGAGGGCUCUGAGGGAUGGGCUGCAAGGGGAAGCGGUGUAUGGGGUCAACCCCGUUCUGGGCGCUUUGCAGGCCAUGCGCAGAGAGGUGCAUGUUCUCUAUGUGCAGGAAGCAACCGAGGGCACGAAGAAGAAGGAGGGCGUGCCUCAGGCGAUAGCUGCCAUGAAGGAGCGAGGGGGGACCAUCAAGUAUGUCAGCAAGCAUGACCUCAACCUUGUUACCGAUAACAAGCCCCAUCAGGGCUUGAUGCUGGACUGCUCUGCGCUGGACUGGGAGGCUUUGGAGGAAUUCCCUCCCGCGGACAGCGCAGCGCAGCCCGACAGUGGCCGACCGCCUGUGUGGCUCGCUCUGGACGAGAUUGGCGACCCGCAAAAUCUUGGGGCGGCGGUGCGGGUGGCGUACUUUCUGGGCGUGUCGGGGGUGUUGUGCUGCGAGCGCAACUCGGCGCCGCUAUCGCCGGCUGUGAGCAAGGCGAGCGCGGGUGCGCUGGAGUGGCUGCCUCUGCACGCCUGCCGCUCAAUGCCCCGCACCCUCACCCGCGCCGCUGAGUCCGGCUGGCAUGUCGUCGGCGCAGGGAGCGAGGCGGACGCGGAAAGUUGCAAGGGCUUCACGGUGUCUCGGCCAACGAUUCUGGUAAUGGGCAAUGAGGGGCGCGGGCUGCGGCCGGUGGUGCGCCGCGCAUGCGAGGGUAUCCUGCGCAUCGACUCGGCCGCGCCCGGCCCCGGCCGCCACCAGCCCCUCGGCGUUGACUCCCUCAAUGUCAGCGUUGCCACCGGCAUUCUUCUGCACCAGCUGCUGGGGCCAUGUACCAUCUAG